GGGUGGGACAAUGUGAAAUUAAAAUUGAAUGGCCCCUUACUGAGCUUUAUUCCUUUUACUCAUCAGCUUAGAUACACAAUCUUCAAGAUGACUACAAUGUUUGACUACCUUAAAAGAGAUGGCAGGAAAGUUUCCACACUGCGUGUAGGAUCCCCUAGUGAAGACCUACGGGUCAAGUGUGGUGAGCUCAUUCACAAAGCAUCACAGGCACUACACACCCCAGAAAAUUAUGCUGAUUUAUUUCAGUAUGGACCGCACAAUGGUAGUUUAGCAGUCAGGAAUGAGCUAGCCAAGUUCCUUAGUGAAGAGUAUGGCGAUAAAGUGGGCUGUGAAGAUAUCUGGGUCACUGCUGGUGCUUCACAGGGCCUUGCAUGCAUAGGAAAUCUCCUCUUUCAGCCUGGAACUGUGGCUUUUGUUGAAGAACCUACAUAUUUUAUUGGUCUAACAGUGUUGCAAGAGGACUAUAGAAUGAAUGUGAUUGGGGUUCCAACUGAUCAAGAUGGAAUGAUUAUUGAUGAGCUUGAGAAAAUGAUGGCUGAACAUUUGUUGACAGCACCAGUCCCAGCUGGUAAUAAACCAUUUGCUGCUAUGUUGUAUUGCAUCCCUACAUUUAACAAUCCAACUGGCUCUGUGCUCUCAGCAGAAAGAUGUAAACAACUGAUUAAACUGCUCCGACGGUACAACGUGCUGGCCUUUUGUGAUGAUGUCUACAACUUGCUUUCUUACAUGGGUGACAGGCCACCAUUUCAAUCGCCACCGAGGCUCUUCUCAUUUGACAACAAGACUGAUCCUGAUUACAAGGGUCAUGUGAUUUCAAAUGGAACUUUCUCAAAAAUACUGGGGCCUGGUUUGCGCCUUGGAUGGAUGGAAGUACCUGAACAUGUAGGAAGGAUUUUGCAUACAACCGGCUAUGCAAAGAGCGGAGGAUGUUUCAACCAUUACACAUCUUGUAUUGUUAGCACUGCCAUUCAAAUGGGUUUGGUAAAGGAGCACUUAGCUUAUGUUCGGGAGGUUUAUUAUUCUCGACUUAAUUCACUUUGUAAUGCCCUGGAUGAAUACAUUCCUUGUUCAGUUACGUACACAAAACCCCGGGGAGGUUACUUUGUGUGGGUAGUUUUUCCUUCUGAAGUGGACUGCGACAAAGUCUAUGAUGUAUGUUUGAAUAAAUAUAGUGUUGACUUCAACAAGGGCUCAGGUUUUUCUUCUAAAAGGCAAUAUAAGAACUGCAUGAGACUCAGUUUUGCAUUCCAUGAUGGUCCUACAAUUGAGCACUGUGUGAAGCAAAUAGCUUUAGCAGUCAAAGAAUGUUUUACUGCAUGAGAAUUAUUAACACUUUAAUGUACUUGCAGGGUCAGUAUAAUUCCUUAAUAUGCAUUCAUAUUGUCUGAGAUGAUUAGAUCCUUUCUUCUCAAAAUCUGGCACCUUUAAUUUGUUAUAAAAAGGUUAAGAAACAAUAAAAAUUGACUGCUUCGGGAAGUAAGUAUAAAUAAAUUUUGAAUCAAUAUCCAUUGCUACACGAUCAGAAUUUACAUGUACAUUUUUUAUUAUUUUAAAGUUUUAGAAAUUAUAUUGUCUCCGAGGUUAUAUUCCAAUGUCAAAUGAGAUUUUGAGAUAUUGCGGAAGAAAACUUGUAUUUAUGUGAUAUAAUUUUUGGAUUUUAUCAUGCUAAAUAUGAAUAUUUUCUCCGGGAUGUCUACUUCUUAAAUAUAUUAGUCAGCUGGUUGACUUUAUCAAGAACAAAACUGGAGGCCAUCUCAAGUGGCAAAUGGUGUCCAUUAGUUAAAUUGAAUUUUCUGUCAGAAAUGUUACUGUUUGAAUAAACCCAUUCAGUAAAGAAUAUUUAGGUGAUGUUUCAAAAAAAAAAAAAUCUUGCUAUACCUUGUACAUGCAAUUGAUAAUAAUAAUUUAUUAAUACUUAGCCACAUUAGCUUUAACUGGUCUUCAUGCAUG
Messenger RNA from Orbicella faveolata, 1950 nucleotides. RefSeq lists its product as uncharacterized. The record is from RefSeq and is a predicted model, not a curated record. NCBI's taxonomy places the organism in Eukaryota, Metazoa, Cnidaria, Anthozoa, Scleractinia, Merulinidae.